Messenger RNA from Helobdella robusta, 471 nucleotides. RefSeq lists its product as hypothetical. The record is from RefSeq and is a predicted model, not a curated record. Bases 1 to 471 code for a protein of 156 amino acids. The transcript is spliced from 3 exons. NCBI's taxonomy places the organism in Eukaryota, Metazoa, Annelida, Clitellata, Rhynchobdellida, Glossiphoniidae.
AUGUUGGACAUUCAAACGUCUGCUAACCCAACUCCUGUGACAUCUGUCAAUGGAUGGAUUGUCAUUCAGCAGAGAAUUGAUGGCUCGCAGAGUUUCGAUCAAAAUUGGGACACAUAUAAGUUAGGGUUUGGUACUUACUACAAAAACUUUUGGUUGGGCUUGGAGAAGAUGCACCAAUUAACGACAUCGGCUGAUUACAGGUUGAGGUUUGAAGUUCUCAUCAAUGGAGAUAUAUGUGAUUUUCUGAACCAUCCGAAUCUAGAUUUUGUACAUAAUGGGAUGCACUUUUCCGCCCCUGAUCGAGACAACGAUCUUUACUCAAAUUACAGCUGCGCUUUUGACUAUUCAACUGGGAAUUGGUACAACAAAUGUUAUUACCAGCGUCUGAAUGGAGUCUAUGGUAUAUCGUUUGAUUACGCUUACUCUCCCGCAACCUACUGUAGGAUGAUGGUGAAACGUAACGGGCAGUAG